CCUCUAUUUCUGGACUCAGGUGAGAGUAUUUGCACUGAAGUGAAUGGGAAAACAAACUGAAAAUAUAUAUUUUUUUUAUUGCCAUUAUUAAAUUUGUGAUUGUUUUAAUAGUUGACAAUUCUUACAGUUAAUAUGUUGUUUUUGUUGAAUUCACAAUUAAUUCAUUUGGGGGCUUUUAUUUUGAAGAUGUCAUUCCGGAUAUUCCGUCAGCAGAGAAAACAAAUGAACGUUUUUUCCAUCCACGAAUUUUGCUUUGAACGAUGGCGUGCCCUUUUUUACGAGAUCCAAUUGACAUCGGGGCACAAGUUGUGAGAAAAACAAUACGAACUAAGCGUUUGUUCAGAGACAGACAAAAUCCUCUAAGUUUUUCCGAAGAAUACAUUAACGAGAGGUAUCACUUCUCGUCUCAUUGUAUAGUAUACCUGGCGGAUCUGUUGACACCUUCAUUGAGCAACGAUACACUGCGCAGCUGUGCGCUUACAGUAAUGCAAACACUCUGCAUCGGUUUACAUUUUUUCGCAUGUGGAGAAUAUAUGCAUGCAGUCGGCGACGCUGAAAACUUGAGCAAAUCCACAGUUUGUCGAGCCAUACGGAGAAUAUGCAUCGCACUGACGAGAAUUCUCCCUGAUUUCGUGAAGUUCCCUGGUCAUUGUUCUCAACAAGAAGUUAAAGACGGAUUUUAUAGAAUAGCAGGUUAUGUAUUUCAUAGUAGGCCAAUGCUUUUGUUAGCUUACAGUUUAACUUACUGGUACUAUCUAAAUAAUUUAACGCCUGUGAUCGUUGCAGGACUACCUAAUGUUAUUGGUGUGGUGGACUCCACUCACAUAUCCAUCAAAGCGCCUUCAGGACCAGAGGUAUCUGAUUAUACUAAUCAGAGAUCAUUUCACAGCAUAAAUGUGCAGAUGGUUUGUGAUUCGCAAUGUCUCAUCACAAACAUUGAGGCAAAGUGGCCUGGAUCUGUGAAUGACUUCCACAUACUCCAAAAGAGUGUGCUGUACCAUCAGUUUCAGCAAGGUUGUUUUGAUGGGCAGCUUGUGGCUGACAAUGAGUAUCCCUGUCUUCCAUUCUUGAUGACGCCAUACCUGAAUCCUAAACCAGGCGCAGAGAGCUGCUUCAACGAGGCACUGUACGAGACAAGGGCAUGCAUUAAGACAACAUUCACCACGUUACGGUCCCGAUUUGGUUGUUUGAAGGGUCUCAGAGUAUCGCCACAGAGAGCUUGUGACAUAAUAGUGGCAUGCAUGGUCCUUCAUAACGUUUCAAUCAUUCGUAAGGAGGCUCCACCCUGUUUCAGUUGGAUGCCCCGGAAAAACCCAGAGCCUGUUCACUGUGAUUACCAAGAUGGUACAGCAAUCAGGGAUAGCAUUGCUGCUCAGCUCUUUGUGUCAUGCAGCCAAGUGUUAUGACAAUUUCACACAAUUACAUUUUCUCCACUAAGUGAUUGAACCACAGUGGCCUUUUCUCAAUUGGAUUUGCUCAACUCCUGGAUCCCAUGUCCUCUGUUCUCUCUGGCCCCCAUUUUUUUUUAAAGUUAAAAGCUAAUGAGAUUUGAAAAUGUGCUUGUAUGAAAUGAUUCCUCCAAUCAUGCAUCAUCAGGCAAAUUACAUUUACAGGGUGGAAUCACAAAAUACAUGCAGCUAGUUGUACAAGCUAUUUUAUAUAUAAAAGGAUAGCAUAUUGUUUAAAUGUUUGCAUGCUUUUCUGAUUUUAGAAAACAAUUGGUGAUUCAUAGGGGGUGUGGCAGAUGUCAAAACAUUUCUGAAAAGGACUCCGGUAAGCUACACUUGUGCUUCCUUGCCAAAAGGAGGCUAUUGAGGAGGGGAGGACAGUCUUCCGUUUGCCUACUAACAAAUUAACAUGCUCCUCGACCACUUUCUGGGUCACGGGAGAAGGGUAAGACUUCUGCCCAAAUGAGAAAAGGCCACUGACUACAUAUAGACACUGCACCACUCCAGAGAUAUGCCCUCCAGAAAUCAGUAAAUGGAAGAAGGAAUCUGACACACCUUUUUUGGGGGGAGGGGGGGAGAACAUUUAUUCAAUAAGUAAAACUGAAAGAUUGCAAUAACUGUACAUAAGCAUGAUUCAUUUCCGUUCAUGACUGCAAAGAAAAGAGAAACAUGUAAACAUGAGCUAAGGUUGAUAGAAAUUUCAUGAAUAAAUCCAACAUUUGGUUAAAUUAGAAA
Molecule: messenger RNA, 2183 nt
Organism: Oncorhynchus keta (chum salmon)
Lineage: Eukaryota; Metazoa; Chordata; Actinopteri; Salmoniformes; Salmonidae
Product: putative nuclease HARBI1
Exons: 3
Coding region: 261-1406 (381 amino acids)
Source: RefSeq, a predicted model, not a curated record